This is a messenger RNA of Mesorhabditis spiculigera, 2697 nucleotides long. The record is from the annotation of a GenBank genome assembly. Lineage: Eukaryota; Metazoa; Nematoda; Chromadorea; Rhabditida; Rhabditidae.
AUGAGGAAAUUUAGCUCACCGUUGCCGACAUGUUGGAAUAUCAAAGACAAAAGCGACCUGAUCCAGCUGACCCAUCAACAUCUGCGCAUCACUCACAAAGGAAUCUCGUUGGUGAAGCCACCGACAGAAAAGGGUUCCGCAGCAUUGGUUCGAGCAGACGCAGCCGUCCCUCGUUGUUGCGGUGUUUAUUAUUUUGAGUUGACGAUCGUCAAAGGAAAGGAUGGCCGAGUUGGUGUGGGUUUUGGCCCGAAAAGUAUGGGCAGAGAAAGAAUGCCAGGUUGGGAUACCGAUUCGUAUGCCUACCACGGUGAUGAUGGACAUUUUUUCACGGGCGAUGGAAACGGCCGAGAAUACGGACCCAAAUUUAAAGAAGGUGACGUUAUCGGCGCUGGAAUCAACAUGGAUGCUCGGAAGUGUGUCGCCGAAGAGAUUGAAAACGUCGAGUUGCCAGGCGAAAAAACAACGUGGAUGAACAGUGCCAUCUGCUCUUGGCUCCUCAGCGAAGGCCACGUCCGGGCUUUAACCACUUUGAACAAGACGGCGCAACUCGGGUUCAAUUUUACAGAAGAGGGGAUUGCCAGGAGAAAUUCUAUACGAAAGUUAAUCCUUGCGAUGCGAGCUACAGAGGCAGCCGAUAGGAUCGAGCAGUGGUAUCCGCAGCUUUUCGCCAAAAAUCGCAAGGUCGAGCUUUUUGUGAAAUAUCAAGUGUUCGUCGAAAAAUCGCAGGCGGUCGCUUUUGAUACGGGUAGCACAAAUUCACUGAAUACUUCAAAUGGCUCGUCUCGGGUGGCUAGCCGAAAACAAGAGAAACGGAAGGCGAGGGGACAGAAACGGAGACAAAAAGACCUGGAGGCGAGUACCUCCCGGGAAGAACCACCCACUAGGAGAAGCCCAACUAACAGCACCCACGAUGCGGAUAAUGCGAGCAACGGCUGCUCGAAGAACGGCGUGGAGAAGAACGGCAACGAUGCGGCCGGAACCACCUUUAUCGAAGAAGAGCAGUUCGACACCGAAUUUGACGACGGAGUAAUGGGUGCUUCUCGGGAGGAGAACUCGAAUUUGACUAACCGCUGUGGCUAUUCGUUACUUGAGAAGGCAGAGGCAGAGAACAAGCUGGGCGAGGUUCUGGCUUAUGGAAAUUACGUCGCACGACUUCGAGAACAGCCAGGCCUCGAACUGACUGGAGAGGAAAAAGCUUUCUUUAAUGAAGCGAUGAUGGCCAUUUUGACGCCUCCGGAAGAGUUCGAUCAGCUGCCUCACAUGCAAUUAGAUUAUAUCUGUCGGUUGGCGAAAGACGUCAACUCUGCGAUUAUGGGCAGCAGAAGCAUUCUACAAAUCGGGACGAAUAGCGGCGAAGGGGCAGCUGCCGUCGCGAAGAUGGUAGGUAGUGAUGUAGCCGGGAUCGACGUCAAUAUGGGCUGCCCGAAGCCAUUCUCUAUUGCGGGCGGAAUGGGCGCCGCGCUUCUCACACAACCAGACAAGAUCAAGGAGCCAGAGGACACGCUAGCGCUCGUUCAUAUGAUUGAGAAAUGCGGCGUCUCAGCUAUCGGUGUACAUGGACGAAGACGAGAUGAGAGGAAUCCGGAUCGAUGCCGUUGCGAGGAGAUUGCAGAAGUCGUAAAGGCAGUGUCGAUCCCAGUAAUUGCAAACGGUGGUUCCGGGGAGAUGACGUGCCGAUUGGACAUUGAGGCAUUUCGAACAGCUACCCAGGCCUCAAGCGUGAUGGUAGCGAGACAAGCGCUCGCAACGCCCAGUAUUUAUCGAAUCGAAGCCCACAGUUUUUUUCUGGUUCGUCAUUGUCUCGCGUAUCACCGGCCUUGGAUUCUAACCUUGGACAAAGAUGCGCCGGUAGAGAGCGUUCCCAUUCUUCACUCGUCGGUGGUCAUGCGGUUGUCAACGAAAAAGUUAGAGCGAUUCCUCUGGGCAGUCGCACUCUUCAGAAGCGACCCGACGUCAUCUGAGGUGAAGCCAUUUUGUUCCGGCACGCUCAUCUCCGAUCGUCACAUUCUGACGGCCGCCCAUUGCACGGCCGACCUCGACAAAGAAGAAGAUAGCAAAAGCGAGAAAACACAGCCCACAUGGGCCGAGCACGACAUUUAUGUGGCCCUCGGGGCCAAGUGUGUCGUCAAAUCGGGUGUUUGUGAGGGGCGAAAAGCGGAAAGGACUAUUGUUAAGGUCAAAAAUAUUGUCGUGCCCAAGGAGGCGAUCUACGGCGCAAACUGGCGUCGCGGCGGCGAUAUCGCCAUUUUGGAGCUCGAAACCCCGGUUAAAGAGGCUUCCAACAUCAAAUAUGCCUGCCUGCCCGGGUGGAAGAUUACAAUGCCAAAGCGCAAAUCCUAUGUGCACUGGGGAUGGGGAUAUUUGGAGCAUGAAACCGCCGGCAAUCCAGUGAGAAGCACUUCCGACACACUGAACUACCUUGAAGACGUCGAACUGUUCGACUGUGCCUCGAAAAGCGAGCGCCAGGCCGGUGAUAAAGACGUGCUCUGCGGCCGAUCGAAGCAAUACAAUCAAGGGAUUGAGGGGGGAGAUUCCGGGUCGGGCUUCGAGUUGAAGGGGGAACGUGGCCGGCCGAAUUUGGUGGUCGGCGUCUCGGUGUAUGUUGCCUCAAAGAGCGACGAGUCGUACAGCACGGACAUCCGCCGGUACGCCAAGUGGAUCUGCGACCUGACCGGGUUGUGUUAUAUGAAACACAGU